Messenger RNA from Sinocyclocheilus grahami, 1053 nucleotides. RefSeq names its product histone-lysine N-methyltransferase NSD3-like. NCBI's taxonomy places the organism in Eukaryota, Metazoa, Chordata, Actinopteri, Cypriniformes, Cyprinidae. The record is from RefSeq and is a predicted model, not a curated record. Bases 1 to 1053 code for a protein of 350 amino acids. The transcript has 10 exons.
AUGGGCGAGCUGUACGCACUAGUGACGCUGGCCAAUCCGCUGGACGGGGCGGACUGUGGAACUUCCCAUGACCUCAUCCGACACCUGCUGAUCUCAGCUGAAGCAGCACCUCAAAUGGAUUUCAAAACAGGGUCGCAAAAAGGUGCCAGUGAGAUCUCAGACUCAUGUAAGCCACUGAAGAAACGCAGCAGGGCAUCUACUGAUGUGGAGAUGGCCAGCUCACUGUACAGAGACACUUCUGACUCUGACUCCAGAGGCCUCAAUGAUCCACAGACUGGAUUCGGGAAGCGCUCGGACAGUCCAGCUACAGUAGAUGCUGACGGAUCUGAUGCACAGUCCGUGGACUCCAGCCUGUCCCAUCAAGGAGGAAGUUCCUCAAAAAAGGACGCUGUCUGCCAUGUCUGUGAAACAUUCGGCGAUUCUUUGGUGAGCUGUGAGGGAGACUGUAACAGGCUGUUUCAUCCUGAGUGUAUUGGACCUAACAGUGGAACUGAAGGAGAACUCCUGUGUCAGGAGUGUAAGACAGGUUCCCACCAUUGUUUCUCCUGCAAGGUCGCGGAGGGUGAUAUGAAGUGGUGCUCAGUGAAUGGUUGUGGCCGGUAUUACCACGAAACCUGUGCCCGCAAGUACACUGGCACCACUACUGAUAUUAGAGGCCUCCGCUGCCCUCAGCACAGCUGUGCCACAUGCUGUCUCGACAGAGACCUUCACAAAGCUGGCAAAGGCCGCAUGAUGCGUUGUAUCCGCUGUCCGGUGGCGUAUCACACAGGAGAUGGUUGUGUUGCGGCUGGCAGUGUGUCGAUAACAUCCCACAUCAUCAUAUGUAGCAACCACUCCAGUUCCAGGAAGAACGGACACUUUUCCUCACCUGUAAACGUAGGCUGGUGUUUCAUCUGCGCUCGAGCUACCAAAAAGAAUAUUGGGAAAGGAGGAAGACUGUUGUGUUGCGAGGCCUGUCCUGCCUCGUUCCACCCCGAGUGCUUGAACAUGGAGAUGCCAGAGGGGACGUGGCAGUGUGGGGAAUGUGACGAUGACUUUAUUUUACCUGUGUAA